GAGCCCGUCUCAACAUCGGCCUCGCAUGCCUGCUUGUUGCAGCGUUUUGUGCAGGUCGGCAGAUUGCCUGGCGGAGGGUUUCCUGCGCAUUCGCGCUUCCCCGGAAUGCAAGACACCCUGGGCUGCUUGUGGAGGAACGGCGAUGCUUCUCGAGCCUUUCACAGGACUUUCUGGGUAAAGGCUACGACCUGCUCAAGCUUGUGGGAGGAGACAAGGUUGAGCUGAAUUUCAUGCUGGACACGGGCCUCACGACGUCCAUCCUUUGCCCGGGCAGGGCCGACGAAUUGGGUGUUGAAAGGCCGUCGCGGCAAGGACGCGGAGAAGUUCCCACAGUGAUCUUGGAGGACUUGCGCUUGCGCGAAGGCCUUCCAAUUGGUUCUUUGAGGCCUUUCAUCAUGGACUUCCCGCAGCAGAGGAUGGGAGCAUCCAUGGGCAUCCAAAUAGACGGAAUGCUCGGCAUGGAGUUCUUCGAGCGGUUUACGAUGGAAGUUGAUGCAUCGGCUCUUCGAUUGUACGAGGCAGACUGUGGAGAGAAGAUAGCCGUCGCGAACGACAUGGUCAGACUGACGACAGUUCCUUUGCCUGCCCGUCUUCUUGGAGUUCAUCUUGGGCUGCCUGGGUCAGACCAAUGCGUCUGUGGAGUCAUCGACACAGGAGCAUCCUUCACGGUUUUGAAUUGGGCUGCUGCCAAGAUGCUGCUCAAUCUCGUGGAGGCGGAUGCUCAGGAAAUGCUCAGUGCAAGAGGAGGUGUCAGCUCCGUGGAUGCCCAGGGCCAGGAGCUUCUGAUGCCCACCGUCCCGGAUCUGAGCCUGCAGCUGCGCGGUGCGGGACGGGCUCCACGUUGCACUUGGGAUGCAGGUCGCCAUUGGGGACGUGGCAAGCUUUGA
Molecule: messenger RNA, 887 nt
Organism: Symbiodinium sp. CCMP2456
Lineage: Eukaryota; Dinophyceae; Suessiales; Symbiodiniaceae
Source: the annotation of a GenBank genome assembly